Jaculus jaculus (lesser Egyptian jerboa) is the source of this 502-nucleotide messenger RNA. It is a transcript of the gene Erich4, whose product is annotated as glutamate rich 4. The coding region runs from base 48 to 440 and encodes 130 amino acids. The record is from RefSeq and is a predicted model, not a curated record. NCBI's taxonomy places the organism in Eukaryota, Metazoa, Chordata, Mammalia, Rodentia, Dipodidae. The transcript has 2 exons.
GUCAUCUGAACCUUGCUCCUUCCUGCUGUGGGUCCAGGGUUCAGACUAUGGAGCUGUGGACGCAGCUGAGGGAGGCCGGGCUGGAGCCCCCAGGGCUGGGCCCACCUCCUCGGGCCCUGAGGAUGCCCCCACCAGAGGACAGCCCUGGUCACACCCUCAUGGCCCCGGGGACGGACACUAGAGGUGCCAGGGAGACCCUGCUGGGGAUCUGGAAGGAGUUGAGGAAUCUACGUCGAGUGGAUGUCCAGCUGUUGGGCCAACUGUGCCACCUGGGGCUGGAGAUAGGAGCGCUGCGGGAGGAACUGCUCACCAUCCUGGAGGAGGAGGAGGAAGGUGGUGGUGAGGAAGAGGAUGAAGAGCCCCAGAGGCUGCAGGAGGAAGGGCUUCCAGGGGCCUCCUACCCGACCCUGGGCCUCCCUGACUUUGAGAUGACUAUCUGAGAUGUUUUUCUCUGACACACACAUGCGCUGCGCCGCUAAGUAAAGAGAUUUGAAGAUUUGGA